GGGGAAGGAGACGCACGCCGGCGGCCGCCCACCCACCCUCCACCUGGACUCCAUCCAGGGAUGCGGAGCUGGGGGAGGACGGCACCGCUGCCUGAUCUGCGCGAUGCCCGCCUGGGGCCGCAAGCGGAGUUCUCGCCGCGCGGCCAGCAUAUCUCGGGCUCAGGCGCACCGCGUCCAAGACGCACCGCAGCUCCCGGGACCUCCGGACUGGGUCUCGAGUCACCGCCCGCGGCCCACGGCGAUGAGCGCCGCCUCGUGGGCGCCCGCAGACCGCGCUGCGGAGGAGGCCGCCCAGGGCUGGGUGGACGAGGAGAGCAGCAGCCGAUGUUCGCCCCCGGGACGUCGAGGAAGCCGAGAGUCAGCGCUCCCGAGGUCGGCAGGCUCAAGUCCAACACGGGGCUGCGCCCCAGUCGCCCGCCGUGGCUCCUCGCGGCGGGCGCCGCGGCGGUGCUGGCGCUGGUGGCCCUCGCGGCGGUCGCGGCCGCCAAGGCCGGGCCAGCCCCCGAGAGCAGCCAGACUCGGGCAAGCCGGCGCACGGAGGUGGUCGUGAGCCACCCAGUCGUGGGCCACCCUCCCGAGCACAUGAGGACCCGGGGGACCCAGGCCCCGACGCCGUCGCCUGGCGUGAAGCACCCGCUCAACAUCGGGAACGUGCUGGGCUCGCCCCUCGUCGUGCCGCCGGCAGGCCCCGCACGAGGCCUGGACGCCGGUGCGGUCGAGGCGAGCCUGGGGCAGCGGCCAGCGAGGCUGACCAUCGGGCACCCACCGGAGCGCACGCAGACGCUGGCGCCCAGGGCUGACGCGGCCGCGCCGUAG
Molecule: messenger RNA, 816 nt
Organism: Prorocentrum cordatum
Lineage: Eukaryota; Dinophyceae; Prorocentrales; Prorocentraceae
Source: the annotation of a GenBank genome assembly